GGAGGCGUCGUCGCCUCGGGCUCUGCCCGGGGAGCGACCGGUCCCGGUGCGCCGCCCGCAGCUCCAGGACUGCCGCGGACAGGGACGGGUGGGACCUUCUGCUGCCCCGAAAAUCUCAAGUUCCUAGAAGUUUCAGUGCACACCUGAGGUUGGCUUAUGCUGAUUUGAAGGGUCCAAUUGGGCUACAGUGAAUUCUGACACUAUCUUUUCAGAAAUUGGUGGCAGUUUAUAUAAAGGAAGCAUUGGGACUUGUGGCCACACCCUUCAAGAAUAAAAAAAAAAAAUAGAAAAUGGAACAACCAUGUAUGUUAUGUGAGGAAGAACAAGAGCCAGAACCACGGAAGAGUGUAGAAGAAACCAAACAAGUAGAUGAUGAAGAUGCUGAGCUGAUCUUUGUUGGGGUGGAACAUGUAAAUGAAGAUGCUGAGCUGAUCUUUGUUGGAGUGACUUCAAAAUCAAAACCAGUCGUUUCAAACAUUUUGAACAGAGUCACCCCAGGUUCAUGUUCAAGGAGAAAAAAGUAUGGUCACCUUAGAAAAGAUAAUGCUCAGAAGUUGCAGCCUAUAAGUCAGGUAACCCCUACAUCAGAAGUAACUGUCUUGCCACUUUCAGAAUCUGAAUCAAGAUCAACAGAUAGUCCUAUAAUUAUUGAGCCUUUGUCUAAACCUAAUUAUAAAAAUAAUUCAUCACAAGUUGUGCCUCAUAGCUCUUCAGAGUUAUGUUCUGCUUUGAACACAUUCACAAGUUCAUUGCAGCAUCCAGUAGGAACAGCACUUUCUGUAGGAGGUAUGAAGAAAAAUCUUUGUGUGUCAAAGCGACAUUCCACCUCUGAAGUAAACAGCGUAAAUUCCAAAAGGCCUAAACUCAGUGAUGGAAUCAUCCGGGGACAUUCUUCAGCUUUGUCCCCUUCAGGUAUCUUUCAUACAAUGACUACUCAGCAAAGCACACCCUCAAACGGUGUUCAUACCUCGUUAAGCUAUGUUCAGAAUGGAGCACCUUUUCCAACAGCUUUUCCAAAGGACAGUGUCCAUUUCAAGCCUAUAAAUCCUGUUAGGGAAGAUAGACUGGAAGAAAAAGACUUUUUGAGUCUAGCAAGUGAAAACAAGACUGUUGAUCCCAAGAAAGGAAAUCUGAUCGUGUUACUUCAUGACUUUUACUACGGACAGCAUGAAGGAGACGGGCAGCCAGAACAGAAGACGCAUACAACCUUUAAAUGCCUCAGCUGCUUGAAAGUUCUAAAAAAUGUCAAGUUUAUGAACCACAUGAAGCACCAUUUAGAACUUGAGAAGCAGAGGGGUGACAGCUGGGAAAACCACACCACCUGCCAGCACUGCCAUCGGCAGUUUCCCACUCCCUUCCAGCUGCAAUGUCACAUUGAAAGUGUACACACUACCCAGGAGCCCUCUGCUGUCUGUAAAAUUUGUGAAUUGUCGUUUGAAACAGAUCAGGUUCUCUUACAGCACAUGAAGGACAAUCAUAAACCUGGAGAAAUGCCCUAUGUGUGCCAGGUUUGCAAUUACAGAUCGUCGGCCUUUGCUGAUGUGGAAACACACUUCAGAACAUGCCAUGAAAACACUAAGAAUUUGCUUUGUCCGUUUUGUCUCAAAAUUUUCAAAACUGCAACACCAUACAUGUGUCACUAUAGAGGACACUGGGAAAAGAGCGUUCACCAGUGUUCCAAGUGCAGGCUACAGUUUUUAACUUUCAAGGAAAAAAUGGAGCACAAGACCCAGUGUCAUCAAAUGUUUAAGAAACCUAAGCAACUAGAAGGAUUGCCUCCUGAGACAAAGGUGGUUAUUCAGGUGUCACUGGAACCUCUUCAACCAGGAUCAGUGGAAGUAGCAUCCGUUACUGUGAGCACAUCUGAAACUGAACCAUCACCCCCUAGAUCUAAGGUUAGAAUUUCAAAAAACCCCCGUUAAUUUAGUUUCAGUAAAUCCAAAGCAAGUAUUUCAAUCAAAGUAAAAAACUCAUAAAAACAAAAAAAAAAAUACAAAUCAUACAUUAUUAAAUAGUAUCAAAAAUAGACCAAUGGAUAAUUUGAGUAUUUUUAAAUUCAUGAAAUACAAUAUUAUUUUCAGUAUGAAUUAUUUCAAUAUGAAUGAUGUGAAUUUUGAGCUAUUUAAAAAUAUAUUACCUGAUUUAUGAAUUUUGAGCUGUUAUUUAAAAAUAUAUUACCUGAUUUUUAUGUAACUAUCUGGCUUAACACAUAAAAGGUGUUGCGUGUGUGUGUGUGUGUGUGUGUGAGUGAGUGUGAGAGAGAGAGAGAGAGAGAGAGAGAGACAGGAAAAAAAGUGGGAACCUAUUUAUUAUUUUGGUAUUUCAUGUUACUGGUAAAUUUGAAAGCUCUUCUAUGUAUAGAAUCUUUAGAGUUUUUAAGUACUUAUUUUUAUUUUCAACUUUUUCCAUGCCUUGAAGAUUUCAAUAUUAACUGUAGUCAGACUGGAAUGGCAUUGCUGUGGCAUGGUCCCGUUUGUUGCUGAACUCCCAGAAGUGCCUCUGUUGUGUCGGUCUAAAAUAACCUGUCUCUGAAAGCUGUCGCAUGAGUGGGAACCAGAAACUGGGAGAUUAGUCAAUGCAGAGCAGUGACUGCUUGUCCCAUUUGAGGGAGAGGUAUACGUUCAGUCCAGUUUUGGAACCUAGGCAGAAGGAAUGCUGUCUUGAGUGUCUUUACCUAGCCCAAGAACAUCCAAAGAAGCAAAACCAUCUAAAUAAAAUGCCUGUGUUUGGCGAGGGGCCUCUUCAGACAUCAAGCAACCAUUGUGUAUCAUUGGCUUCAGACGGCGAAGCAGAGGUAAUUAAUAGAAUGGGCCUGGUGCCAGUCCAGCUCCUGUUGAGUGAUUCAAAGAGGAAUUCGAUUUGUUCCCUCCCUUCUCCCUUUAGGCUCGGCCUUUAAUCAGAAGCAACUAGCCAUAUUCCUCUUAGCUGCAGCAAUAAAGCAAGUAAAGUUUCCCAAGGGAAAGAAGCCCUGACAUCUAUAGUUUGACUUGUACUGCACCCAUAGUUUUAACUGAAAAAGGGCAAACAAAUGAUAUCUGUCCAGAACUAACUAAAUUUAGUUCUCUUACUGUUAAGCUGGAGUGGGCAUUGUCCAGGAACAGUAGGUACAGUGGAUGAAAGUAGCCCAGGGGGACUGACUAAAAUUAAACCCUUUAUAGAGCUUUUCCUUAUGUUUUCCAAGUACAUGCAUUUUACCCAAGUUGAACAUGUGAAGUUUGCAAGUUUGUAUCUUGCCUUGCAGCAAAUAUAUUACAGUUUGUAACAGUUAUUCUCUUGUUGAGUGUAUAAUUUUUCAUUUUAUCAAACUAAUAUUGAGUUUGGGUCUUAGUUGACACACUCUAAUGUGUAAGAAAUAUACCAUUUAUUUCAGUAAGUAUUAGGUCUUAGAGUUUCUAACCUUCAUCUAAUCGAUUGAAGUAUUGAAUCUGUGACAGUACUAUGGAGAAGCCUUUUUCCCUUGCUGUCUCCAAGCGCUCUUUCACAGAACUGUGGAGUACCCUCAGAGUAUUGGUUCCUGAACAUCAGCGGCCUUAGCUGCUUCUGUGGGUUCCCAAGGUUAAGUCUCCCUUGGCAUGUUCUAGUGCCAUCCUUCCUCCACCUUUGACCCAGGUACCUAGCAGCCUCUGUGCACUACUGAAGGAGAUCUGGGAUCCUGGCUGUAGACCUAAGCCAGGAGAAAUCUCUCCUUUUUUCUCUUGGUUUCUCCUCCUCCUUAAAGGCACCUUACCUCUCCUCACUCCUUUCUUCCCUCCUCAAUCUAAGUUAAAUUCCCUAAGCUUUCACAAAAAGUUGGGAAGUGAGAGUCAUCAAGGACUUAGCAUCCCUUUGAGAAUUGGGGAGGAAGGACUACAGAUAACAAAGUAGUUGUGAGUAUAUUGUCUGUGUUUUAGAUGAUUUCCUGAGUGUAGAUUCUGUUGUAUUUGUUUGCUCAAUGUUUGAUUGAUUGAUUUGCACUUGGAAUAUUUUACUAGACCUUUUCAGUUAGAUUGCUUGGGCCAAGGCACUUUGCUAAAAUGUAGCCUGAACCCCUUUCUUUAGGUGUGGAGAGAGAGAAUGAGAGUGUGUGUGUGUGUUCCACUUGUUCUGGUCUCAGGUGGAAACUUUUGUAUAAAUAGAUCUGCAGACUUCUGCAUGUUUAUUUCCCUUAUUGUGUUUCUGUAGUAAACAUAUGAAAUGUUUUAGUUCUUUGUUUUUGUGGUUGCUUAUUAUUAUCAACACCAUUACUAUUGUUUGCUGUUUCACUAAAGUAUGCUCCUAAGGAGUGCAAAUUGUUAUUUAUUGCCAACUACCAGGUUCCAGUGAUAUGGCCCCUGUCUACCUCCUUUUUUCCAUUCUCUGCCAUUCUGCUCUACCAUUUUCCCUACUGUUGCACUAUUUUUGACACACUGGCCUUGCUUUUCCUCAAACAAAUCACAUUUCUUCCCGAUUGAAAGACUUUGCAACUGCUGUUCUCUUUCUUAGGAUGCUCUUCUCCUAGGCCUGCAUGGCUUGCUACCUCGCUUAAUUGUUUGACACUUCCUUUGGUGUAUUGAACUUCACCAGUAUUCUUAAUAUGACACUGACAAUGAAAUCUCCACUUCCUCACCGUUUUUUUCUCUUUCUCCUUCAAGGCACUUUAAGUCUCCCCAUUCCUUUCUUCCCUCUCCAAUCUAGUUUUUUUGUAGCUUUUCACAAAAAGCUGGGAAGAGGUAAUCAUCAAGGGCUUUGCCUCUGUCUUAGAAUUGAGCUAGCUUGAGUCAAUUUCUGUGCCUGCAACCAAAAGAAAAUUAAUGUAGUGAGUUGAGUUCUUUCCAGAGCUUUCUCUGUUUUUCUAUUGAUACCUCUAUAUUUUUUUAAAGCGAUGUCACUUUGUUUUGUUUACAAAUAUAUUAAAUAUGUGCCAAGAUUACUAUUUUGUUAUUGCCCAUUGUGAAUUCCCUUGUCUAUUUUGCUUGCUUGUUCUUUCAGAUAAAAUUUAUUAUUUUAUUAAUGUUGCCAGAAAUUGUAAGUAAAAUAGCAAUUAUACUAAU
Molecule: messenger RNA, 5009 nt
Organism: Diceros bicornis minor
Lineage: Eukaryota; Metazoa; Chordata; Mammalia; Perissodactyla; Rhinocerotidae
Gene: ZNF280B
Product: zinc finger protein 280B
Exons: 4
Coding region: 291-1922 (543 amino acids)
Biological process (GO): regulation of DNA-templated transcription
Molecular function (GO): RNA polymerase II cis-regulatory region sequence-specific DNA binding; DNA-binding transcription factor activity, RNA polymerase II-specific
Source: RefSeq, a predicted model, not a curated record